Molecule: messenger RNA, 1235 nt
Organism: Nicotiana tabacum (common tobacco)
Lineage: Eukaryota; Viridiplantae; Streptophyta; Magnoliopsida; Solanales; Solanaceae
Source: RefSeq, a predicted model, not a curated record
GCCCCUAAUUAAAAAAGGGAUAGAUGACAGGCUGCUGGAAAUGAGAUUGCGGCUUUUGGGGGGUUGGGGGGAUAUUUGGGGUUAUAUGCCCUGGAACUGGUGUUGUAGAUGACCUUUUUGGUUGCUUUUAUUUGGGGUUAUAUGCCCUGGAACUGGUGUUGUAGAUGACCUUUUUGAUUGCUUUUAUUCUAGUCAUUGUUUCUCAUAAUCUGUUCCAUUCUUCUAUGCAGUUAGGUCCUGCUUCCGGUGAAGAAUGUCCUAAGCCCCAUUAUUAAUGUUGUUCUGGAGUCAGAUUUUAUGUACAUCUAUAGCAGUUAGGAACAAAAUCUGCAUAGUUACAAGUAACACAACUCCAAAAUUAGGUUCCAGAACAGCUAUUACUCUGCCCUUUUCCCGGCAUUGCAUUCUCAUGCAAUUGCCCUUUCUCCCUUUUGCUAAAUAAAUUGGCCCGCCGUUGGAAAUUGAUGUUGCUAAUUCUUUUAUGUCAUAGGAUGGCUGUUUUUAGGGACAAAUCGAUAGAUAAAUGGCAGAGAAAGACCCAGGUGACUUCUGGUGCUGCCGCAAUCAAAGGCAAAUUGCAAGCAUUUAAUCAGGACAUUAGUCAACAAGUGGCCGGUUAUAUGAGGGAUCCUAGCAAAAUGAUAAAAGGAAUGCAGCAGAGCAGAUCGGCAGUUGCACUAUUUGGAACUGCUUCAGAUGCUACUGGAAAUGGAGAGGGACCAAACAUGGAUGGUGAUCCUGAGCUUCUGGAUGACUCUGAAUUCUAUCAACAAUUGCUGAAGGAGUUUUUUGAGGCAGUCGAUCCUGCAUCAUCUGAGACGGCAUUCUAUGCACUGAAGAGACUGCAAACAAAGAAACGAAAAAUUGUUGAUCGCCGUGCAUCAAAGAGUCGUAAAAUACGGUACAAUAUUCAUGAAAAGAUUGUCAAUUUCAUGGCUCCUCAGCCUGUAAAUCUUCCACCAAUGGCCCCCAAAUUGUUUGAGAAUUUGUUCACGGGCGGCUCUACCCAUAGGCCAAUAAAUGUCUUGCAUUAGGCCCCAAAAAUUGAAGGCUCCUAAAAUUGUUCCUAUUCGAUAUAAAAUAUGUAAUUCAAAUGAUUAUUACUCUGUACUUAGUAAAGUGUUUUAACCAGUUGUCAGUUCGUAAUCAAUCAUUAAUCACAUAGUUCUCACUUUAUGCUGUUUUUGGGUAUUUAAUUGGGGUAAUUAUAGAUGAGAGACAGAUAAUUAAAACUA